Sclerotinia trifoliorum is the source of this 1707-nucleotide messenger RNA. The record is from the annotation of a GenBank genome assembly. NCBI's taxonomy places the organism in Eukaryota, Fungi, Ascomycota, Leotiomycetes, Helotiales, Sclerotiniaceae.
CAGAUAUAUAUACGCGUACGUUUGUACUUUGUACUAUUCGAAAUCUGAAAGAUCUCAUUGUACUUUUGGGAUCGAUACCAUACAACAAGGGAGAAAUCAGCCACAGACAUUCCGACAACCUGUACCUAUUCUGCCAUUCUUCGUAUCCCAGACCCAAAUAGUACACGAAGAACGAAGAGGAAUACCACAGUCUUUGAUGUACCGUUUACGAAUAGCGGGACAUCUCUGGGCAUAAUCAUCUAUUGGUCAGACUGGCAUACUGUGUAGUUUUAUAGCUUUGAGAGUCUGAGCCGCGACUGCAUAAUACCGUCCGUUCCGAUGAUCCGAAGACCUCAUACUAAGUCACGGAGUGGUUGUCAUAAUUGUAAAAAAAGACGGAUCAAGGUAUGAUUGCAGCAUUCAAAAAUCCACCGCCCCCCCAGAUCCCACCUCCGAAGCUCUUCCACAGAAAUAAACAUGGCAUUUCUCCCUGCUCUAUUUCAAUCACUGACAUCUUGUUUUACCUCGAAGUGUGACGAGGAAAAACCAAGCUGUCAGAAAUGUACCUCACGUGAGGUUGUGUGUACUUACCCAAGGCUAAGGCCUUUGAUCUGGGUUGAUGGUAUCCCAUCUACGACUGAAGCUGGCAAAGAAGGACUAAAAGACAGCAAUGACUCUUCCCCUCCCUCACAUAGCUCAACUCCUCGAAAUGAGGAAAUUUCCAACACGAAAACCCCAUCUCUUAAUCUCGAAAAUAUAGACCUCAUCAUUCAUUGGUUCACAAAAACAGUCCAUACAGUUAAUCCAACCUCCAAUCCGGCUGCUCUCAAAACGGCUCAGACUCUCAUCUUGAGCGAAGCAAUGCAGCAUCACUUCCUCCUUCAUGGACUACUUGCACUUUCCGCACUCCAUUACGCGGAAUCUCAUGCAAAUCCCCAGAAAUAUAUUGAAAUUGCCACCGCACAUCACACUCAAGGACUCAAUCUCUAUCAUUCCGCUCUUUCCAACAUGAGCAAACAGAACGACACAGCUUGUAUUGCCUUCUCGAGCAUCACUGCCAUGUUCGCUUUUGGUGUCUCGCGGCCGAAUUCGAUGAAAUUGGUAUCAACGGAAUUAAUUGACGACUUUGCUCAAGUUUUUGAUCUGUGUAGGGGAUGGCGCACAAUCAUGAAUGUGAGAAGGCCAUUGAAGUUUCCUCUUGCAGAAGUCACAGACGUCACUUUAUCAACAGAUGCCGAAGCUGCUUUUGAUCGAUUGUAUGCUUCGAAUCAAGGCCAAAUGACAACCAUAUACGAGCAAGCGAUUUCUUCUCUAAAAGCUGCGUUCAAGAAGAUGGAAGGAGAAAACGAUAAUCCUCAUCUAGCCUUAGAAUGGGGAAACGUCGUAUCAGAAGAAUUUGUGAAUUUAAUCAAGGCACGAGAUCGUUUUGCUUUGGUCAUUGUAGGGUUCUAUUGUGUGAUUUUUAACAAAGUGCCCCAGGUAUGGUGGAUCAAUGGUUGGAGUAGGGCACUCUUUGAUGUUGUUUGGAGGGAGGUUGAUCAUUCUUAUCAUGAGGUUUUGGAAUGGCCACGGGCGGCUGCUGGAUUUGAGAUAUAGGUAACCUAUUUGUUGGAGUUAAAAUGUUGAGUAUUGGGGAUCUAGAUACUGGGAAAUUAUGAAUUAUGACCAGGAAAUAAUAAAGGCAUUUGAUGUCAGUAGGUAUUUAUAACUGAUAAUAAUAAGCGGUAU